CGCACCCAAAAGGCUCUAAGGUAUCAGCACCAGUCAAAGCCUGAAGUGCAAAAGGCAGUGCCACCUAUUGAAGUCCCUGCACUGUCUUUGGAUGAACUGAAAGAGAAAACCGACAACUUUGGCUCAAAGGCAUUGAUUGGAGAAGGAUCAUAUGGAAGAGUUUAUUUGGCAAACCUAAACAAUGGAAAAGCUGUGGCUGUGAAAAAACUUGAUGUUGCUGCAGAGCCAGAGUCAAAUUUUGAGUUUUUGACUCAGGUUUCCAUGGUUUCGCGACUGAAGCAUGAUAAUCUUGUCGAGUUACUUGGUUACUGUGUGGAAGGAAAUCUGCGUGUGUUAGCAUACGAGUUUGCAACCAUGGGAUCUCUACAUGACAUUUUGCAUGGUAUGAGUUCA
This is a messenger RNA of Ilex paraguariensis (yerba mate), 393 nucleotides long. NCBI's taxonomy places the organism in Eukaryota, Viridiplantae, Streptophyta, Magnoliopsida, Aquifoliales, Aquifoliaceae. The record is from the annotation of a GenBank genome assembly.